Messenger RNA from Homarus americanus (American lobster), 2744 nucleotides. Its product is annotated as serine/arginine repetitive matrix protein 2-like. Bases 709 to 1965 code for a protein of 418 amino acids. Lineage: Eukaryota; Metazoa; Arthropoda; Malacostraca; Decapoda; Nephropidae. The record is from RefSeq and is a predicted model, not a curated record. The transcript has a single exon.
GCACCCGCCACAGCCGGAACCACAGCUCCCACCAAAGCCGGAACACAGCCCCCACCACAGCCGGAACCACAGCCCCUACCUGUCACUGCCACACCCUCAUCACAGCCCCCAACAACAGGAAUACAGCCCCCGCUACAGCCCUAUCACAGCCGGAAUCACAGCGCCUACUAGUCACUGCCACAGCCGGACCACAGCUCCCUGCUAUCACUGCCACAGCCAGAACGUAAACUCCCGUUAGUCACUGUCACAGCCAGAACCUCAAAUCCCAUUAGUUACUGCUACAGCCCACACUAGUCACUGCCACAGCGGAAACUACAAUCACAUCGGUCACUGCCACACCCAGAACCUCAACCUCCAUCGGUCACUGCCAUAUCCGGAACCUCAACUACUAACAGUCACUGCCAAUGUGGAAGUAGAGCCUCGCGUCGGUCACUGCUAAAGCCGGAACUACAGCUCCUUCUCAACACUGCCAAGGCGGAACUCAAGUUCCUGUAAGUCUCUACCCACGAACAUGUAUUAACCAUAGAAUCAAAGGAUUAUCAGUCGCUGCCAUUCACGGGACUACAGCAUGCGGUAGACCCUGCCAAAGGCGAGGCAAAGGCACUCAUCAACCAUUGCCAUAGCCUCCUCACUCCCACCGGUCACUGUGGAACGUAACACCCACCUGUCACACAUAAAGCCAAAGGAAGUUGUAAAAAAGAGCGAAAGAUGCGUAUACCAAGUAGCCAUCGCGCCCGAAGCCACAGUGUCCAUCAGGGCGCAACUCAGAGCCACCGGCAGCGGCGGCGGCAGAGGGCUCAUCGUCCGAGCCAGAGCGCUGCUGCCUCCAGCCAUCGACAAAGACGAAGUACAAGCCUCUACUUCCGGCAGCAGCAGAGGAGUCAGAGUCCUCAUAGCAGCUACCAGGAAAGCCCCAGUCCAGACAGUUCCCAGGACCGUUCCCAAAGACGUAGCCGAAGUACCAGAAGGAGGUACCGGAAAAGGAGGAGUCACAGUGCCUAUGACAGCCGCCGGAGAGGAAAAAGCCCCGCCUCACCAUCGAGGUAUCCUAAAACUCGAAGUGAAAGCCAGAAACGAGGCCGCCCACAGAGUCAAAGUCCACGUAGGAAGCGUCGCCACUGGUUUAGCCAAAGUCCUCAAAGUCCUCGCCAGCGAAGGAGUCGAAGUCAACAGAAGAAACACCGCCGGAGAAAGAGUCAAAGCCCCCAACACAAACGUCGUCACUGGUACAGCAAAAGUCCCCAGAGUCCUCGACAAAGGCGGAGCCGAAGCUACCACCAGGCGUACCGCCGCAGAAAAAGUCAGAGCCCACAACGGAAACGUCGCCAUUGGUUCAGCGAGAGCCCAAAAAGUUCUCUCAAGAGACGCAGUCGAAGUCGGACUCAACGCUACAGACGGAGUGACAGCCCUCGACGAAAACAACGUCAAAAACGAAGUCCGAGCCCCUACAGGAGGCGUCGUCACUGGUUUAGCCAAAGCCCUCCUAAGGAUCGCCGUAAGAAGCGGAGCAAAAGCCCUCGUCGUCAUAAAAGCCAAAGCCCCCAUCGGAAGCCUCGUUACAAACGAAGUCCAAGUCCUAAAAAAUAUCGCCAUCGAAGCCAAAGCCCUUACCGAAGCUCUUAUCAAAGAAGAAGCAAGAGUCCUCGCCGGAAACACCACUGGUUCAGCCAAAGCCCGGAGACCAAACCUCGCCAACGUAGGAAGAAGAGAAGUCAUCAGAGCUAUCGACAAAGGCGAAGUCAAAGUACCCACCAGAGCUACCGUCAGCGGCGCAGUCAGAGUCCUCAUCCAAAGUACAGACAUAGGCGGAGCAGAAGCACUGAAAUGAGCAGAAGCCAGAGCGACUACCACAGCCGUAGCCAGAGCGUCUACGAGACCAAGAGCCAAACCACACCAAAAAGUCCUCGGGAUAAAACAAGUUACAAGCACCUACCAAGAGUCAAUGGAACUGGUGACAAAUUGUAAACUAAAGACAACGUUACCAAACACAGCGAGGUGGCGAAAAAGACAUCGAUUAGCUUCGACAUCAAGUGCACUGACUUUAAUACAACGAAGCUAAUUAGAACUGACAUCACAAUAGUGUAAAAUAAUCAAAUCAUUAGAACUGUCAGCGGGUGUACACAAAAAACUUUUAAACUGACCUACCAUAACUUAGAACGUUGACUUCAUCCAACUAACUUAUAAUCUGGAGUAAUGAAAAACUACAAGGCCCGUUCUUGAAGAGGAACCACAAGAUAUUGAGAUAAUUCUAGAGGUGACGCGAACAAAACCCACUCGAGGGAAACCAAAGGAAGAAUAAAACCAAUUCCAGACAGAGCACAAGAACACUUUGGCCAACUCCAGAAGAACAGAAACAAAUCAGACCAGUUUCAGGAGGAGCAACAAGAAAACAUUCAGGCCAGUUUCAGGAUAAGCAACAGGGAAACAUUUAGACCAACAUGAGAGGAGGAAAAGCAAAGAUUCUAUCAGACCAAUUCCAGAAGGAUGACCGAGGAAAGAAUCUUGUUAAUUCCUUGAGAAAACACAAUCACAAAGAAACACAAUCACAGAGGAAAACAAAAUCACUGACGAAACAAAAUCACACAAUCCGGCUAAUUCCAGACAAUAAGAACAACAGGAUUAGAAAAAAACUAAAUAAUUGAGGGAGUUCCAGAAGGAGUGGUGGCAGCAGAGGCAAGACAUCAGACCAUCUCCAACAAAAGAAGACAUCAGACCAUCUCCAACAAAAGAAGCCAUCAGACCAU